ACAUUCCAUCCCCAUAAGGAAAUAACAGCCCUUUGUUCUUUUGAGUGGGGCAUCCGAGAGCAAAAAGAUACUUCUCCUUCGUCAGAAGAACUGUCCGUGAGUGAUUUUUAGGUGUCUGGGAUUAUCUCGCGUCUGAAUCUUUCGUGGCGGUUUCGCGAGCACGACUUGUUUUUAGGGCGUGGCGCCGCGGCUUGUAAAACGAAGCUAUGGCAUCAUCUGGCCAGGCGUCGUCGUCCUUGGGUGACGAUGAUUUAGGAACUUUACACAGAGCCCUUUAUCCUGCGAGAAACAGUUACAAAUCACUUGGUUUACAAAUCAGGGGUGAAAAUUGGGGAAAUAAAAAGUAUCGAGAGUGAGUCCACCGACAAUGGUGAGAGGCUGCUCGGAGUACUGUCAGUCCGCCUGAAGAAGGCAGAGCCCCUCACAUGGAACGACAUUGACUCAGCACUGAGGCUGGAUUGCGUAGGUGAGGGUAAGACAGCAGAUGGCAUCAGACAGAAAUAUGGCGUCUCUUUAGCCCUGACCCUAGCAGUGUUGCUCAAACACACCAAGAAACGAAGGAGGAGAAGAUGAAAAAGAAGAGAGGAAAGAAGGGGAAAGGUCGCCCUAUUGUCUAGAGAGGAGCGAUAGAGAUUCAGGUGGGGCGGUAGGUAGGAGGGCGGGCGGGAAGAAAUCAACUUCAGAAAGUAGCGAGGAAUCUUCCAGUUCAAGCAGCGAAGAAAAAGAAGCAAUUGUAAAACAAAAGAAGGUAAGGAAAAAGGCAAAAGGGCCUUCGGGGAGUGUAGGAGUCUUGCCGAGAAAGAAAAGAGGUACUAAAAGGAAAAGAGAACAGCAUAUUAAAGUAACAUCGCAAGAAUCUGACCGCGAAUAUGAAAGGGAAUUACCAAUGUCAAACAAAGCAAAAAAGAGAAAGAAAAAGGCAAAAAAGAAAUCCAGAAGAGACGAGAUUUCGAGUGAUGAUCUAGACCAUCAAUACACAAGUCAGAGAAGUAAGAGAAAACCACAGGUGUUUGAAAGUGACAAUGAGUCUUCUGCCACAAGUAGUGAAGAAGAAAUAGUAAGUCAUACUGAUACAAGAAGAAAAGAAGGCAAGGCGAAACCAUCUGCUAAUUAUGCAGAACAGUCAAAGUCAAUCCAAAGAAAGGAAUGGCAAGCACAACAGGGAGGGAAAGAACGAGUUCCGCGAAAGUAUAAAAAAGGUCGAGAUAGAGCACAUCUUGAUAGAGAAGUUAGUAAAAUGUCUCGCCAUAAACAAAAAGAAGUGAAAUCAGAAUCAGAAUCUGAAGAGGACUCGGCCUCUACCAGUGAUGAGGGUGAGUCUUCCGAACCAAAACAGAAGACAAUAUCAACUCCAUUACCCAGUGGGGAGGUAACUGAAGAGAGAGUUAUUAAAAGGAAAACCACUGGAGGAAAAGGAACGAAAGAUGUAUUGGAGCACGCCGAAGAAUACGAAGUAAGUGAAGACACGAACCGAUCCAAAAAUGAAGGUAAACGAAGGAAAAAAGAUAGGGUUAAAAAGGGGGAAAUGAAGGAAGGGAGAAAGAUAACUAGCUCUAGUUCCUCUGAAACUGACGACUCUUCACCCGAGUGCGACGUAGGCAGAAUUUUAUCCGAAUCCGAGAAUAAAAAACUUGUAAAAGUUUUUAAGUGUAAUUACGGCAAACUCUGCUAUGCAAUCAAAGAUCCAAACGCAACUGCCGUUCAACUGCAAGCGAAACGUCUGCUGUCACGUUCUAAACUGAAAAAUGUACUAAUAUCUCCCGAAUCCCAACAAGUGAAGGCCAUUGCUUUAGUUCAUGCUCUUUACCGGAAAAUUAAGUCCCGUCCCGAAAAGGUAUUCACCGUCAGUGAAGUGUGUUUGCACAACGAAUCUCUACAAGAAGUAGGAACAGAGAUGUCAAUAGAAAUUGGAAAAGUUUGUCCUGACCGGCAGGCCUCAGUUUUUAGUCCUCCUGAAAUACUACCAACUGCUGAGUCAGAUACAGGUGAAACACCAGCAAAGAAAAUGCACCAACCAUUACCUAUCGCUUCCUUCAGUGAAGCCAGCAGUAUAUCAUCAUCUGUAAAAGUGAGUAUGUCAAUACCACAGUUAGGCCCCAGUCCAGUAUUGACAAAGUAUAAGGAAUAUCUGAAAGCAUGCUAUGCUGCUAAACCCCUUGCUCCGUCAGACAAGUAUCUCCCCACUCUCGAUGCCCCGUACAUCAACCUAGCCAUGGUUGGUAGGGAAAGCUAUAAUCCUGAGCAAAGAGAUGAGUUUACUAGACAAACACUGCAUGGAGGAGUAGACCAGAUUCUUCAUAGUAAGACACCUAUUAGCAUAGAAGACUUGCUGACUCCAAAAGAGGGUGGAAAGCCAGUCAGGUUCGUUCUUGUAGAAGGUCCUCCGGGAAUUGGCAAGAGUACCUUUGCCUGGGAGGCAUGUAGGAGAUGGGAUGAGAUAGAAAGCCUCAGAGACUACCACACUGUGGUGCUGCUCAAGUUGAGGGAAAAGUGGGUCUUGAAUGCCACUUCACUUUCAGAUCUCCUAAGAUAUCCAUCCCACCCUGACUUCAGUGAAAGCAUUGCUAGUGAACUGGUGGAAUCACAAGGGAGAAACGUUCUCCUGGUUUUAGAUGGUUUUGAUGAGGUGUCUCACAGUUUCCAUGAGAACUCUGUCAUAAAAAGCGUUCUAUGCAGGCAACUCUUGCCAGAAUGUACCAUCAUUCUCACUACUAGACCAUCAGCCAAGUACACACUGGAAAGUAUCUGCCAGCCUCGAAUUGAUAAACAUGUAGAAAUAAUCGGGUUCACAGAGGAAGAGAGAGUGCGGUAUAUCACUGAGGUAUUUAGCAAGGAACCAGAGCUUCAGGUGAAUUUCUUGAAGUACAUGUUUCUUGUCCCUCACAUAAAGUCAAUGAUGUACAUUCCACUCAACUGUGCCAUUAUAGCACAAGUCUAUUACGAGUCUCAGACUAGCCGCCAGCUUGCUAUACCAAAAACAAGAACACAGCUGUACAAGGCACUCACUCAUUCUCUUCUUGUCAGACACAUGAAGAUGAAGAAAACCGAUUAUGAGGCUACAUCCAAUCUCCCAGAAGGUUUAAACAAAGAAGAUAUGAAUGCAUUUAAGACUUUAGCUAAGUUUGCAUUUGAUAGCUAUCAUGAAGGUGAGUCAAGGAAGAUAACUUUCUUCAAAGAGCAUAUCCCUGAGGGAUUAAUUCAUUUUGGCUUCAUGAAUGAAUCCACUGAAAUGUAUGCUGGCAAAGGAGUGGAGCGAACAUUCUCAUUUCUCCACCUCAGCCUGCAGGAAUACCUGGCAGCUUGGCACCUGGCUAAGAGCUACAGCAUUGAGUUUCAGUGGCUUAUCAUAGGCUGGCAUUAGAUAAGUAUAGAGACACGUCACUUUUGUACAAAGGUGACGAUAAAGGGGAAGAAACUCUCUUUUUAUCACUACAAAAGCAGUGGGGGUUGUCACUAGAGGAGCCAGCCAUAUUCCUGGCUGGUAUCACAGGCUGGAGAUGCCAGUCAGAGGAUGGCAGGAACCCCUGGGAGAUGUAUCUCAGUCAUGACACUGCUGAUCUAACUGAUAUGUAUAGCACGAGAGUUUUGUUCCGGUCUCU
Molecule: messenger RNA, 3599 nt
Organism: Geodia barretti
Lineage: Eukaryota; Metazoa; Porifera; Demospongiae; Tetractinellida; Geodiidae
Source: the annotation of a GenBank genome assembly